GGCGCACCAGUCGCUGGUACAAGCCAGCAGUAGACCUACCAAUCUUUCGGCUACCUGUCUGAGAUUGAGAGAUCCUCUCAAAAUCACGUCAACACUGAUUCUCUCAUGGGAGAUAAACGCCAGCGGGCAAGAGUCCAAGGCAGCUGGGCUAAACCAGCGAUCAGACCAGCAGCUGCCAAACCCAGUAGCCCUGCAGGUCCCUGUCCUGGAUCUACAUCAUGGAAAGCAGGGCCACGGACAUAUGAAUUUCAGCAGCCAUCCAAGCCCAUUCGAGACAUUCCUGAGGAGAAAGUUAUUGAGAGAUCUGGGGUGUACGACAUCAGUCACAGUCCAUCAGGAGUGUCCCAGCUCCGGCUGUUCACUGAUUUCCUCCAGCAGGAGGAGGCAGACUGGACGUUCAGUACUCUCCUUGCUGAACUUCCCUGGUCACAAAAGACCAACUCCAGGCAAGGAGAGUCCUAUGUAGAGCCUAGACUGACGUGCUGGUAUGGAGAACUGCCUUACACCUACUCUAACUCCACCAUGCAGGCCAAUGCAGAGUGGCACCCAGUGCUGAGCAGUUUGCGAGCCUCCGUUGAGAGACACAGCGGUCGGUCCUUCAACUCCCUCUUGUGUAACCUGUACCGCGACGGCAGGGACAGCAUCGCCUGGCACUCGGACAACGAGCGCUCGCUGGGCCCGCGGCCCACCAUCGCCUCCCUCAGCCUGGGCGACACGCGCAUCUUCAGCCUCCGCAAGCAGCCUCCUCCGGCGGAGAAUGGUGACUACACGUAUGUGGAGCGGCUGAGGAUCCCCUUGGCCCACGGCUCCCUGCUGAUGAUGGAGGGCUGCACUCAGGACGACUGGCAGCAUCAAGUGGCCAAAGAAUAUCACGAUCGAGGGCCCCGCAUCAACCUCACCUUCCGCACCAUCUAUCCUGAACCCUAACCGUGCCACCACGUGAAAGAGACGUAGCCUGUGACAUCACCAAGUCUGCAUCUUGUGGGAGACUGGAUAGAGGCAGAAAUGAGAAAAUCGAAAGCGUUCAUCAUUCUUCAACCUUCAUACGUGCAGGAGCUAAAGGCUACAAAAAGAGUGCCGCUGCCAUGCGUCACUAGCAGGCAGAAGGGCCGUGACGGUGGACGAGAGCUCUCGUGAAACAGCAGGGGCACAGGCCUCUUACCGGCAUGUGCAAGAAACUCUUACUCUUGGAGAGCGACUUAUCAGUAGUGACUCACUGUUGUGGUGACUAACCCCUUACAAGAGAUGUUCUGUUUAACUCUGUUGAUGUGUGUGUGUUUUGGGGAGAUUUGACCGAAAGAGUUUUAUUUAUUUUCUGAGUUUUCGGUUUACAAGUUCUUAGUCAUUGAAAUGAGGAGUCUUUAAAAUGACUGAAACGUUGUGGAUGUUUGGAGAGCACAGCAGUUGUAAAAUGUGAAGGAACAGCUAAGUGCUCCAUUACCUGAGUUCUAUUAUCCCAAAGGGAUGUUUUGUGAUUCAGCUGUAAAAAAUAAAGUGCAAUUUGUUCACUGGA
Sardina pilchardus (European sardine) is the source of this 1513-nucleotide messenger RNA. RefSeq names its product alkB homolog 3, alpha-ketoglutarate dependent dioxygenase (gene alkbh3). Gene Ontology annotation, biological process: DNA repair; DNA alkylation repair. The transcript has 10 exons. Gene Ontology annotation, cellular component: nucleus. Bases 106 to 927 code for a protein of 273 amino acids. The record is from RefSeq and is a predicted model, not a curated record. Lineage: Eukaryota; Metazoa; Chordata; Actinopteri; Clupeiformes; Clupeidae. Gene Ontology annotation, molecular function: dioxygenase activity.